CUACUUUGACUCAAGACGGUGAAGAAGAGGAUCGUCUUUUGACCAAUCAGAGGUUACGUUGAUACGUACAGUGCGCAGGCUCUGUUUCGCAGAUAUUUCAUGUGUUGUACGUCGUGUCCGGUGGAGGUCAUAGACAUCUGAGCAGAACUGAGAUUGCUGUCAUGGCCAAGCUGUUUGAGUCCAUUGGGAAGCUGGGGCUGGCCCUCGCCAUUGGUGGAGGCGUUGUGAACUCGGCACUUUUCAAUGUUGAUGCAGGGCACCGAGCUGUGAUAUUUGAUCGGUUCAGAGGAGUGCAAGACGCUGUUGUUGGUGAAGGGACCCACUUCCUGAUUCCGUGGGUUCAGAAACCCAUCAUCUUUGAUUGUCGUUCCCGUCCACGCAACGUGCCUGUCAUCACAGGCAGCAAAGAUCUGCAGAAUGUAAACAUCACAUUGCGUAUCCUCUUCCGGCCAGUGACUGGCCAGUUGCCACGCAUCUUCACCAGUAUUGGUGAAGACUAUGAUGAGAGGGUGCUGCCAUCUAUCACCACAGAGGUUUUAAAGUCUGUAGUGGCUCGGUUUGAUGCAGGUGAGCUCAUCACCCAGAGAGAGCUUGUGUCUCGGCAGGUUAGUGAGGACCUUACGGAAAGAGCCGCCACCUUCGGCCUCAUCUUGGAUGACGUUUCCCUGACACACUUAACCUUUGGCAAGGAAUUCACAGAGGCUGUUGAGAUGAAGCAGGUGGCUCAGCAGGAGGCAGAGAGGGCCCGUUUCGUUGUAGAAAAGGCAGAGCAACAGAAGCAGGCAGCCAUCAUUUCAGCCGAGGGAGACUCCCAGGCUGCCCUGCUCAUCGCCAACUCCCUGAUGGAGGCCGGCGAUGGUCUGGUAGAGCUUCGUAAGCUGGAGGCAGCUGAGGACAUCGCUUUCCAGCUCUCCCGCUCCCGCAACGUCACUUACCUGCCCUCAGGACAGGGCACAUUGCUCCAGUUGCCACAGUGAUAACAUCUCGCCUCAUGUCUACCCCCGCUCUUGCUGUCACCAGCUAUUGCAAGGGCCAUGGAAGGGGUGGUUGGAGGAUUCAGCAAAGGACUCCCAACUUCACACACAUUCCUCCCACUCUUUCUCUAACCAACUCUGGACUGGGUUCUGCUGAUAGCAGCAUGGUGGGAGACAAAGUGAGCGGUCUGUGAUGGAUACAUUUAUGACGUCCACCUAUGUGUGAGGAAGUGAAGGGUAGCCUAUAUAUAGUACUUUGUUUUAAAAAGAAUUGACAAUGCAGUAAAUUCUCUAAAGAUUUAUCUUUGCUACAUUGUUUGAUUCUAAGCACUGCGGAAAGAAACAGUCAUUUUAACAUCAAAGAAAAAUUGUGAUUCCUUUGAAAGAGCAGAUGACAUGUUGUGAAUGAUAAAUGCCAUUACUCUUAUUGUUGUGCUGCAAAGUUUCAUUAAAUUGUGUAACCACGUGUAGUCAAAUCUGUUAUGAAAGGCUCCCCUUUGGAUUCACUGACUAGAGAUGAUUUAUUCAUUUGAUUUAAAUUCUGUCUGUUCUGACUCGCUUGAGGAAUUAAAUGUCUGGAAUAUA
Scatophagus argus is the source of this 1559-nucleotide messenger RNA. It is a transcript of the gene phb1, whose product is annotated as prohibitin. The coding region runs from base 162 to 977 and encodes 271 amino acids. Gene Ontology annotation, cellular component: membrane; mitochondrion. The record is from RefSeq and is a predicted model, not a curated record. Gene Ontology annotation, biological process: mitochondrion organization. Lineage: Eukaryota; Metazoa; Chordata; Actinopteri; Scatophagidae. The transcript has 7 exons.